Messenger RNA from Anopheles coluzzii, 759 nucleotides. RefSeq names its product ecdysone-induced protein 78C-like. Lineage: Eukaryota; Metazoa; Arthropoda; Insecta; Diptera; Culicidae. The record is from RefSeq and is a predicted model, not a curated record. The transcript has 2 exons. The coding region runs from base 1 to 759 and encodes 252 amino acids.
AUGGGAGGCGCGUCCACUACCGCGCAGCAGCAACUACAGCAGCAACACCAUCAGCAGCAACUUACCCACCAUCUGCAGGCUCAGCAGCAGCUACACGAACAGCACGAUCACCAGCUACAGCAGCAGCAGCAGCAGCAACAGCAAGCCCUCGGUCUCGCUAACUCCCAGGCACUAUCCCCUUCGUCCAGCUCGUACUACAGCAGCUGCUGCUCGGAUAUGGCCGCUGCCGCACUGUCCUCGCUGAUGGCCACCACCAGCCAGUUCACCCAGUUCCAGAACACGCUCAACUUUGUCAGCGGCGGUACGAUCGGGGCCACUGUAGCCGCCAGCAACACCACCAGCAGCAGCAACAGCAGCAGCAGUAGCAAUAGUAGUAGCGGCAGCCACGCCAGCACUAGUAGCUCGCGCAGUGUUGCAAGCGCCGGUGACACACUCGCCGCACCCGGAUCUAGCGGUGAAGGUGCGGGAGCACCGGACAGUGAGAGUGCGACGAUCGACGGCAACCAGGAUGGGGGCGGCCACGUGAACGGCAGCUUCGACAGCACGCUGGCAGCACUGGCUGCCGUCGAUCAUGCUGUGCCGGUCGGCGAUACGCGCAAAAUGAUCCUCGGGCUGGGAGUCAACCACCAUCUGCCCGCCAGUCUGCAGCUGAUCGAGGAUAUGGAUCACCGGGCCGGAGAUUCGGACAGUAGCAGUGGGCAGCAGCAGCUGCGGCACCAGGACGACACGAACGUGUCCGUCGUAGACGAUGAGGCGUAA